CUUGUCAGCGGGCCGAGAGACGUGCAGCCCGAGGAUGGCUUAAUCCUGCCCACAUUCGGCACAAUGCUGUGUACACACACAGAAGGGCUGUUUAAGAGAAAAUGCUGGUGAAUUGCUGGGCUUCUCUGCUCCUCUUUUGCCUCUUCACCGCACGGCUCUUGAGCGAGAUCCACGAUCCGUAUAAACUGGAGUGUGUUACCAGGAAGAUUCACUGUCACGCAAGGGCAAUCUGUCAACAAGAUGAGCUGACGUCUGAUUUUUAUUGCCAGUGCCUGCCAGGCUACAGGGGAGAUGGAAUUAACUCCUGCCAAGACCCCGGAUUCCACAUCACCGCUUCCAACGCAUCGGCGUGCAGCGGCUUUGGGGAGCAGGUUUGCCUUCUCAAGGUAACAGAAGAGAAAGUCACCUUCCGUGUCUCCGUGUCUGCUUACGGCAAGCGCCAUUCUCACGUGGUGAGAUGGUACAAGUACUACUCUGGCCAAAGCCCGCAUUUCAACAGCUACCGAAGACGAGUGGCACCUGUGCAGAACAUGUCCUCCCGCAUCGUUGUGGCAGACCACGGCCAUGCGCUGACCCUGCUUUCCAUUCUGGAGGACGAUUUUUACCCGAACCUCUUCUGGGCAGAAGUGAAGUUGCACCUCCCACCCACGCAAUCGGCCCCCGUCGAGCCGUAUGAGCUGAGCAGCUUCCAGAUGUUAAAUCCUUCCAAGCUGCGAUACUUCUUUGCGUUGCAGAGCGUGCCUGUCGAGAUUGGAGAGUUCUUGGAAGGAGAUCCCGUGACCAUCCGCUUGUCCCGGUACCUGCAGCUUCCUCCUUCCUCCUUUGUCCGAUGGAUCCAGGAGCCCCGGCCCAUGACGUUGCUGGACAGUCACGCAGUGGUACUAGCCAAUGACAUAGAAGAAAUUGAGAUCAGAGGAUUAACGAAGACUGACUUCGGCUUUAUCCGAGCACUGGUCUAUAAUUCUAGCCCGGGCGUUCCAGGACGAGUGUUGAUUUCUCAGAGGCUGUUCUUAAUAAAGAAGGAUAUCAGCAAAAACUGCAGCGGAAGUCGAUAUGAAAAGAACUGCCGCUGCACUCCAGGAUUCGAGGGGAACGGCGUUCACUGCCUGGACAUAAACGAGUGUGAGAAAGGGAUGCCGGUGACCUGCCUGCCGGAGGCAGAGUGUGUCAACACCCACGGAUCCUACUUCUGCCGCUGCCCAAAAGGCUUAGAAGGAGACGGCCUCUUCAGCUGCAUAGACGUAGACGAGUGCGCCACGGGCCUGGAUGGCUGCGGCCGAGGGGCGACGUGCCUGAACACGCUGGGCUCCUUCUUCUGCAUGUGCCGCGAUGGAUUUGUGGGGGAUGGCCUCCGCUGCGAAGCGAGAAGCACCUGGUCCCCGUGGUCGCCCUGGUCCCUCUGCUCCGCCACCUGCGGCAUCCACAGCCAGAUGCGGAUCCGGCGCUGCACUCACCCGGAGAGUGGCCUGCGCUGCAGGGGCCCUUCCGCAGACCUGCGCUUCUGCCCAAACCUGCCCCCUUGCCCAACCGAUGGCCGCUGGUCCGAGUGGUCGCCCUGGUCGGCCUGUUCAGCGACAUGUUCAGGAGUCAAGAAAAGGAUCCGACUGUGCGACAGCCCUGCCCCUGCCAGAGGGGGUCUCCCAUGUGAAGGGGAGCAGGACGAGGUGGCCGUGUGUGAUGACAGCCAGUGCCCAGUCGACGGCACGUGGUCUUCCUGGGAGCCUUGGACCCCCUGCCCCUCCUCCUGCGGCCUCGGAGUCGAGAGCCGGUCACGGCAGUGCAGCAGUCCCACCCCGAAGCACGGCGGACGCGGCUGCCAUGGCCAUGGCUAUGAGGAACGCUCCUGCGGAUUUCCGGAAGCUUUCUGCAAAUACCUGGCUCAACCGUCUGAAUCUUCAAAACCGGGGAAACUGAUCCAGUGAGUCACCGGACCUGGGCCCACACAGCAUCCAGAAGACGAUCAGUAACCGGCCACCUCGGGUUCUCUGAAUUGGAGGGCUGAACUGCAGCUUCUGUAAGUGACUGGCUGCUUAUAGGCACAACAUUGCGCCCAACACCCUCUGCCUAGCUAGGAUCGGGGCCACCUGGCAAAUCUAGACUGAAUGGUUCUCAGCUGGCCAGAAGCCAUAAAAUCUCCACCAUUGGUGGGUGGUUUGUGGAUGUUUUUUUUAAGUGCAGACUGGAAGAAAAUCCGUUAGCUGUAUAAAUUUCGCCAAGAGACGGCUGGCUGGCAUUGGACUGUUGGAUGUUUCCCUGGAACUGGGCAUCCCACAGAUCGUAAAUGUAUAAAACAUCGAAGAUAUGGCCAAAGCACCUGGUUGAUCUUAAAAGAAGCAGCUGUGGGAAGCUGGCCAAGGGCUCUGGGUUUGUGACUUGUGUAAGAACCCAAACAAACCACAGCGUUCCCAAAUGAUGACAAGAAUCCCUAGGCCAGGUCCCAAACAGCUUCCCUCCAGGGCGGAGAUGGGUCAAUGAUGCCAUUUCACUGGCUUUUAUCCUAGAUCAAAGUUUUCUUGAUUUUGGUGAUGCUUCCUUUUGAUUUGCUAGGAUUGUGCAGGGUGCGCGGUUUCUUUUGUGUUUGCUGUGAGGCAGAGCAGGGGGGAAAUGCUCUGCUUCCGAGACUGUUCUGUGCCUGGAGUGGUGCGGUUUCUUAUUCCAAUCCCGAAAGGCCAAUAUUCAUCCUGUUUCACCAUGGCCGUUUUUCUGUGUCAGGGCUCCCGUGUCAGGGCAUCACCAGUGCUGACCACAGUACUGAAUGCUCCUUCGUAUAAAAGCAGCCCUCGCCCAUGGAAGGCUAGCAUGCCAGGGAGACGAGCCUUCUCCAACCUGAGUCUCUCCGGAGGCUUCUGACUGCCAUCUCUGAAAAUGAGCCCUGUUGGCUUGAGUGGAUGCGAGCUGUAGGUGAAAACACCUGGAGAGGCCCAACUUAGGGGUGGGCGGCCUAGGCAGCGAUUCGGAUAUUACUGUGGAUUGUCAUUUGUGCAGGAGCAUAAAAUGAAGUGUGUGUGAGAGAGAGAGGGUUGUUCAUUUUCUUUCUCAGGCAAACAACAUUUGAAAUACGUUUAUUGCAUUUAAAAAAAAGCUAUAAAAAUAACACAUUUUCCCCAAAGAUAAUAACAAUAAAACCAAACAAAUCUUACAAUUCAUUGCAAAGUUGAACUCAA
This is a messenger RNA of Varanus komodoensis (Komodo dragon), 3164 nucleotides long. RefSeq lists its product as uncharacterized. Lineage: Eukaryota; Metazoa; Chordata; Lepidosauria; Squamata; Varanidae. The coding region runs from base 102 to 1922 and encodes 606 amino acids. The record is from RefSeq and is a predicted model, not a curated record. Gene Ontology annotation, molecular function: calcium ion binding. The transcript has 13 exons.